This is a messenger RNA of Musca domestica (house fly), 2517 nucleotides long. RefSeq lists its product as uncharacterized. The record is from RefSeq and is a predicted model, not a curated record. Lineage: Eukaryota; Metazoa; Arthropoda; Insecta; Diptera; Muscidae.
AUGCAAUUAUCGAACAGAAAUCGAUAUGCUGAGGAACUGAAAAGACGAGCAAUUGCUCGACAGCGGUUUCGAAAAAUUGUGCACUGCGUAAUUUUGAAUCGUUCUUGGUUAACUGAUGUCGGAGAGGAAAAGCUAUCGCUCAACGUUAAGAAAAAUAUAGCAUUGUUGAUACGUCCGAAGCAAAAAAUUGGUCUUCUGAAUUUAGAGGAGAAAUCAUUAAUACGAACAGAUGGAAAAUUGCGCACCACUGCAGAAAGGAAACGCUUGGUGUCAUUGAUGACUGGUUUAAAAUGCUUUUCAAAAUUGCCUCCGAAAACUCGAGCUCGGCUAGCAAAAUAUAUCAAAUUUAUGGUUAUUAACCCUAGCCGUGUGCUGAUCAAACAGGGAGAUAUGCCCCAAAUGGUAUAUUUUAUACUAACUGGCGAAGUGGAAGUAAGCAAAAAGACCUUUAAUCCGAUAACAAACACCUGGAGCAACCUCAUAGUUCGGAUAAGUGGGCCCGGUGAAUGUAUUGGAGAUAUAGAAAUGCUUGAAAAUUGCCCUCGCUUGAAUACAUAUACAACAGGAAAUGUUGUUGAACUAUUGGUAGUAUUUCACGAGGAUUUCGAGCGCAUACUGCGUCCCGUUAUGGAAAAGGAAUGGUUGGAAAAGAGGCACUCCAUAGAAGCAUUGGACUAUUUCCAGUUUUUCACAAAGGACCAGGUAAUCGAUGCAUGUAAAUUGGGUAUCUUGCGACAAUUCGAGCCACUGCAAACGAUAUACUAUGAGGACGAGGGACAUCUAGGUUAUGUUUACUUUGUCCUCAGCGGCGAAUGCAUGAUACUGCAGUGCCUGGAAGUUUUGACUGCACAAAGGAUCGGACAUACAUUUUACAAAUUAUCAUCAGAGGAUGAAAUGAAAUCGGGCUAUGUCAAGAAAAAGCACUUUAUUGAUGUUGGAUCCAUAACAUUCGGAGGAAUAUUCGGACUUGGCGAAAAAAGUGAACGUCGCGUUAUAAUGGCACGGACAACUGUACAAUGUCUAAUGAUACCCAGAUUUUGGCUUUUUGAAAAAAUGCAAAAUCCCGGCAAUGUAUGGCAACGCAGGCGUUUUUAUCUGGAUUCAACUAUUCCAUCCCGGCAAUCGCUAUUCACCGAUUUUGUAUGUACGCGUCAAUGGAAGAAAUUCAAAAGCAAUACAAUUCAGAGCAAUUUAGUUCAUGCCUCCGUUUCAAAUCCAACCCGCAUACAAGAUGUUCCCAUAAUUUGCCAAAUAAUUGAAGACAACAUUUAGUCUGUACUUGUUGAUACAAUUUCAAUCGAAAUUCAAAAUUAAGUCGUUUUAAACAGAUAGAUUUCAGUUACAUCUUUAGAAAAUUUUAAUAAAAGCCGAAUUCGAAUUGAGUCUAUUAUUUGUGCCAGAGGAAGAAAUUUCAUCGACAUUAAAUAGAGUUUAUGAACAGUGCAGGGUGAGAUGAAAAAACUGCAACCAACUUCAGACUGCUGUCAUUUCUAAGCCACUCUUUCGACAGCUGUUAAAAUUAUUCCAGUGACAGCUCAUUAUAUUGUUUACAAGCGUACAGGAGCAUUUUUGGUGAGAAUUUUCCAGUAAAAAAGUUAUUCGUAAUGGAAUUCAAGCGGUUUCGUUAUAUUUGGCAGGAAAGCCACAAGUGGCUCCCGUUAGAGCACUCCAGCAUUUAAAUGUGAAUAAAUCGUUUGUGUCUCGUACCAUCGCUCGUAACCUGAUACUGGUAGCGUAGUCCGACGUCAAGGAAUUGGACUGAACAAAACAGCAACAUCAGCAGAAAUGGUUCGAAGGGUAAAGAAGCGAUUUGAUCGAAACCCGCGUCGCAGUGGUCUAAAAAUGGCUCCUGAGCUGAACAUAUCGCAAUAUUCCAUUCGGCAAGUGUUUAAAAAUAAGGUCGGAGUUAAAGCCAUUGAUAUUCCAAAAAAUCCAAGAACUUACCCCGUAACAGAAAGAAAAUAGACUCAAAAGAGCUAAAGAGUUGCUUCGCUUGGCUGAAAGUGGUGAACUGUCGAAUUUGGUUUUCUCCGAUGAGAAAACAUUCGUUGUCCAGCAGUUUUUAAACAAACAAAAUUAUCGUGUUUACUUGACAAAGAAGUCAGCUGAAAAUAUACACCUUCGGUUGGCCACCAUAACUCAAGCGCCGGCCAUGGUGAUGGUGUGGGCCGCCAUAACAGCCGAUGAUCGCUCUACGCUCGUAUUGAUCGAUCGUGGCAUCAGAAUAAAUGCCGAAUAGUAUCGCGAAAAUAUUCUGGAGGGUGUAUUAACGCCUUGGGCACGCAGACAUUUUGGCCACAGACCUUGGACAUUCCAACUGGACUCAGCACGCGCCACCCAAGAAUGGUUACAAAAUGAGGUUCCUCUCUUCAUUUCCAGCGCACAACAUCCACCAAAAUCUCCGGAUACCAAUCCGUUGGACUUUUGUGUCUGGAGCAAGCAAGCAUUUCGCCGGGAAGGGGACAAAAUACCGCAGAGCAACAUUCGGGCACCGUGUGACGUUUAAAUGCCAUAAUU